CUGAAGACUGUUGUCAAGUCUGGAGAAGAGGGCAGGAAACCUAUCCUCUGUUUGGAUGAUUGUUAGGGAAGAGGGAAGGGGGGGGAUCAAAAUCACAAAACCCACUAAUUAUCUUCGUUUGAUUUCGAAGUCUCCAAUUCUCAGAGUGCCCCCUGGUCAGGAUGGCAGACUUGCCUCGUUAUGUGGGAGCUUGCUUGCAGUCUGGGAAACUUGCCAUGCUAGCAAUUCUUGUAUCAGGAGGAAUUGUAUUGCAAAUUCUGGCAUGUGCCCUAUACAAUAAUUGGUGGCCUAUGUUGACAGUAUUGAUGUAUGUUCUUCUACCAAUGCCUUUAAUCUUCUUUGCUGGGUCUGACACUUCUUCUCUCUAUUCCGAGUCAAGCAGUGGUUGGAUAGAUGCAACUAAGUUCCUGACUGGUGCUUCAGCAGUUGGCAGCAUUGCUAUACCGGUUAUUCUCAAGCAUGCUGGUGUAAUUGGUUGGGGAGCAUUAGCAAUGGAGCUUUCAUCCUUUUUCGUAUUUGUUGUUGCCAUUUUAUGUUACCUUGUGACAAAUGAGGAUGACAGGUACAGUACGUUCUAAAGUAAACAACUGGAAGCCAGCUGCUUUCUGUUGUGCCGGUUUACAAUUGUGGUUGGUUUUUCCUAUGUGUUCUUCUCUUGUAAAUGUAUAAACGUUCAGUGUGAAGUUCAUCAUCUAUUACCAAAAGGAAAAGAAUAGGGAGGAGUGAGGAGAGGGGAAUGAUGAUGUCCAAUUUAGUCAUGUGUGUAUUAUUCGGAAUAUAUAUGUAAAAUUCGAAAUAUUGAUUGGUUAUUUACUGUGUAGCUUAAUGAACGAUGAAGUUGAGUAAGAUGGCGUGAACAUUUGUAAGGAAUAUAAAUGGAAGGAAAGGCAGAUGAGUUGCAA
Molecule: messenger RNA, 902 nt
Organism: Sesamum indicum (sesame)
Lineage: Eukaryota; Viridiplantae; Streptophyta; Magnoliopsida; Lamiales; Pedaliaceae
Product: Vacuolar protein sorting 55 (VPS55) family protein
Biological process (GO): late endosome to vacuole transport via multivesicular body sorting pathway
Cellular component (GO): endosome
Source: RefSeq, a predicted model, not a curated record